This is a messenger RNA of Closterium sp. NIES-65, 1110 nucleotides long. The record is from the annotation of a GenBank genome assembly. Lineage: Eukaryota; Viridiplantae; Streptophyta; Zygnematophyceae; Desmidiales; Closteriaceae.
AUGCGGCCUGUCAGAACUAUCCUCAUCGGCGCGCUUCUCCUGGUGUGCCUCCACGUGGCAUAUGCCGGAUUUCCCGGGUUUGGCGGCAAGAAGAAGAAGGCAUGUGACCUCUCCGUCGGGAGCUGGGCCCCGUCGACCAAGUACCCGGUAUACGAUUCCUCGUGUCCGUACAUUAGCCAGGAGCUUAACUGCGAAAAAAACGGGCGACCGGACGGCGACUUUCGCCACUUCGAGUGGAAGCCAUCGGGUUGCAAGCUGGUUCGGUUUGACGCGAAAAAAUUCGCGAUGACUUUCGUUGGCCAGGCCGUGGCGAUCGUGGGCGACAAUUCUGGGCUGUACAUGUACCAGUCGCUCAGAUGUCGCCUAGAAGCUGCGAACUUUAAGACCGAGAGUUUCAAUCCGUCUACGAUUGGCUGGACCGGCGAUGGUUUCAAGGUCAAGCCUUGGGGGGUGAAGGUCGUGUUCGUGCACGCACCGUUCCUCACCGAAGCGGAUCCAAUGGACCCGUUGAAGCGAUCUGUGAAGGAUGGAUGGAUGGUGCACGUGGACAAAAUCAACCACAAGCUAACAGAAACACUCAAAGGGCUGCGAUCAGUCAUCCUCGUGGCCGGCUCUUACUACGCGGAAUCCUCCAACCGCACGUAUUACAGCAAGGGCCGGGCGAUUGCCUCGCAGCCCAGCGGCAUCGCGGCACUCAACAUAGUGCUGCGGAACAUCGCAGAUUACAUCAAGUCCAACGUCAUGCUGGUUCAGCCCUACGCGCUCUCCAUCCCGCCCGCGCACAUGCCAAACAUGUUCCAAUACGCCGACACCACUUGCGCGCUUUUCGCGGGACCUUUGUCGAGUACAGCCACGGAUCUAGCCAAGGCGCGGAGCAGCGUUGUCGCGUGGACCAACGCGCAAAUCAAUGCGUUAUCGAAAUCUCGGGUGAAGCUGCUUAACAUUUUGUCGCUGUCGCUCUAUAGGGCGGAUGCACACGUGGGGACGUAUAGACCGGCGGGAGGUUCGACGGAAAUGGACUGUGCUAAGUGGUGCUUGCCAGGAGUUCCAGAUGUGUGGCUGGAUUUGUGGUACCACCAGGUCAGCGACCCAUUCAACCUCAAACCGUGA